AUGCAAAAGUUAUCAAUAUCAGCAAACCAAAGCUGCAAUAACAGUGUGCUGUCAAGUAGCAAAACACCGACUAGAAAUGAAAAUAAAAAGGGAAAGAAAACUCCAUCUAAAAAUAAAUCUCCAGGUCGGUCAACAACACCAACUCCAAACAAAGCCUCCAAGACUCCUAACAAAGCUGAUAGAUUCAUACCUUCAAGGAGCAAUUCAAAUUAUGACUUGUGUCAUUAUAUGAUGAGCCGCGAUGAAGAAAAGGGUGAGGAAGUUGUUGCUCAAACGGCGGCUGGCGAGGCUAUUGGGAGAGCUUUAACUGAUACAGAGCCAGGGCGGCUUUUACAGUACACAUGCAAAGCACCAGCUGCGCCUGAAGGCUAUCAAAACAGAUUAAAAGUUGUAUACUCACAAGCCAAAGUUCCUUCAUCAGUGAAAAACACCACUCGGUACAUUCCGCAAGCCCCUGAUAGAAUACUGGAUGCUCCUGAUAUUUUAGAUGACUAUUACCUCAACUUAGUUGACUGGAGUGCAUCUAACAUCCUGGCAGUGGCUUUAGGAAAUUCUGUGUAUCUUUGGAAUGCUGGUACUGGACAAAUAGAACAACUCUUAACUCUUGAAGGGUCUGAGACGGUUUGUUCUGUUGCAUGGGUACAAGGUGGUAGCACACAUUUAGCUGUUGGAACUUCUACAGCCACUGUUGAACUUUGGGACUGUGAAAAAAUAAAAAGGUUAAGAGCCAUGGAUGGUCACACAGGACGAGUUGGGUCUUUAGCGUGGAACAUGUAUAUAGUGUCAAGUGGUGCUCGUGACGGUAAUAUAGUGCAUCACGACGUGAGACAGCGAGAUCACGCCCUUGCAACAAUUAGUGCGCACACACAAGAGAUUUGCGGUCUAAAAUGGUCCCCGGAUGGCAAAUAUCUGGCAUCAGGAGGCAAUGACAAUCUCCUUAACAUCUGGCCAAUUGCCCAAGGGCAACAUUACACACAGCCCCAGUAUCUCUACUCAUUCAACCAACAUUUAGCGGCAGUGAAAGGACUGGCAUGGUGUCCGUGGAGUGCAGGUAUCCUGGCAUCUGGAGGUGGUACAGCUGAUAGAACUAUUCGCAUUUGGAAUGUCAACACUGGCGCUAAUCUAAAUACUGUUGACACCAAAUCACAGGUGUGCUCGAUCGUAUGGAGCACACACUACAAGGAGCUGAUCUCCGGCCACGGGUAUGCGAACAACCAGCUGGUGAUUUGGAAGUAUCCCCUGAUGUCCCGCGUGGCGGAGCUGAGCGGGCACAUGGCGCGCGUUUUGCACCUCGCCUUAUCUCCGGACGGCACCACAGUACUGUCCGCCGGCGCUGAUGAGACACUUAGG
Messenger RNA from Iphiclides podalirius (scarce swallowtail), 1350 nucleotides. The record is from the annotation of a GenBank genome assembly. Lineage: Eukaryota; Metazoa; Arthropoda; Insecta; Lepidoptera; Papilionidae.